Molecule: messenger RNA, 2454 nt
Organism: Gastrolobium bilobum
Lineage: Eukaryota; Viridiplantae; Streptophyta; Magnoliopsida; Fabales; Fabaceae
Product: beta-galactosidase-like
Exons: 2
Coding region: 1-2454 (817 amino acids)
Biological process (GO): carbohydrate metabolic process
Cellular component (GO): vacuole; cell wall
Molecular function (GO): carbohydrate binding; beta-galactosidase activity
Source: RefSeq, a predicted model, not a curated record
AUGUCUAAUCAAAGGAUUAAAAUCUUUCUCAUUGCAGGUUCAGCAUUGCUCUGGGCUUGCUCAUUAGCAACAACUGUUGAGUAUGAUGCAAAUGCCAUCAUCAUCAAUGGAGAACGACAAGUAAUAAUAUCAGGUGCAAUUCACUAUCCACGCAGCACUUCACAAAUGUGGCCCGACCUUAUUCAAAAGGCCAGGGAUGGUGGCCUUGAUGCCAUUGAAACCUAUGUAUUUUGGGACCUUCAUGAGCCUGCGCGUCGCCAAUAUGAUUUUUCAGGAAAUUUAGACUUGAUCAAGUUUGUUAAGAACAUUCAAGAAGCAGGGUUAUAUGUUGUGCUUCGAAUUGGUCCUUAUGUAUGUGCUGAAUGGAACUAUGGAGGUUUCCCAAUGUGGUUACAUAGCUUGCCAGGGAUUCAGCUUAGAACAGAUAACGCAGUUUUUAAAGAGGAAAUGCAAAUAUUCACAACAAAGAUUGUGAACAUGUGCAAAGAAGCAGGAUUGUUUGCAUCACAAGGAGGACCAAUUAUUCUUGCUCAAAUUGAGAAUGAAUAUGGAGAUGUUAUGAGUCAUUAUGGAGAAGCAGGGAAUGCUUAUAUCAAAUGGUGUGCACAAAUGGCUUUAGCUCAAAAUAUUGGUGUCCCAUGGAUUAUGUGCAAGCAGAGCAAUGCUCCAGCACCAAUGAUCAACACUUGCAAUGGUUAUUACUGUGACAAUUUCAAGCCAAACAAUCCUAAGAGCCCUAAAAUGUUUACUGAGAAUUGGGUUGGUUGGUUUCAGAAAUGGGGUGAAAGGAAGCCACAUAGAACUGCUGAAGAUGUUGCAUUUUCAGUUGCACGUUUCUUUGAAAAAGGUGGAGUCUUUCAAAACUAUUACAUGUAUCAUGGAGGAACAAAUUUUGGGCGAACAGCAGGGGGUCCAUAUAUUAUCACUGCUUAUGAUUAUGAUGCACCACUUGAUGAAUAUGGUAAUCUGAACCAACCCAAAUGGGGUCAUCUUAGGAACCUUCAUGCUGCCAUAAAGCUUGGAGAAAAGGUUCUCACCAAUGGCACUGUUACUGAAAAACAAUAUGGGAAUUUAGUGUACUUGACUACAUAUGCAAACAAUGCCACUGGAGAAAAGUUUUGCUUCUUGAGCAAUUCACACAAUUCUCAGGAUGCUGAAGUUGAUCUGCAACAAGAUGGCAAGUACUCUGUUCCUGCUUGGUCAGUAUCCAUUCUCCAAGAUUGCAAGAAGGAGGUUUUCAACACUGCCAAGGUUAACACCCAAACUACUAUAUAUGUUAAGAAACCAGCUUCAGAGGGUAAACCAAUUAAUUGGUUAUGGAAAUCAGACCCAGUGGAAGAUACCCUUGAAGGAAAAGGCACAUUCAAAGUAUCUCAACUUCUUGAGCAAAAGGGAGUUGUUGUUGAUGCUAGUGAUUACUUAUGGUACAUGACCAAAGUUGUUAUCAAUGACACCUCCUCAUGGCAAAAUGCCACUUUGCAAGUGAAUACAACAGGUCGUGUUCUUCAUGCUUAUGUUAACGGACAAUAUAUCGGUGCUCAAUGGGGCAAGUAUGACAAACUUGGAUUUGUAUAUGAAAAGCCUGUCUCUUUGAAUCAGGGGACCAAUGUUAUAAGUUUAUUGAGUGGAACAGUUGGGCAUGCACAUUAUGGUGCAUUCUAUGAUCUAAAAAAUGUGGGUAUUGUUGGGGGUCCUGUGAAACUCAUUGGAAGCAAGUCAAACAAUAGUUUGGAUUUAUCAACAUCAAGUUGGUCUUACAAGGUUGGGUUAAAUGGUGAGGCUAGAAGGUUCUAUGAUCCCAAAUUUCUCAAUGGAGUUCAAUGGGACAUAAACAUUGCUCCUAUUGGGAGGCCAAUGACUUGGUACAAAACCACCUUUGAGACCCCUGAAGGUACAGAAUCUGUGGUGUUAGACUUACAAGGCGUUGGUAAAGGACAAGCUUGGGUUAAUGGACAAAGCAUUGGACGCUAUUGGCCUACAAUGGUGGCCGAUGAAAAUGGAUGUAGUGAUACCUGUGGUUACAGAGGCAAUUAUGAACCUAAGAAGUGUGCUAGUGGUUGUGGUGAACCAUCUCAAAGUUUUUACCAUGUACCAAGAUCUUUCUUAAACAAGGACACUAACACAUUGGUUUUGUUUGAGGAAAUGGGUGGAAACCCCUUCAACGUCACAUUAGAAGUGACAUGUCAAAAUGGGAAAACCAUAUCUGAAAUCCAAUUUGCAAGUUAUGGGGACCCACAAGGAAAGUGUGGUUCCUUCCAAAUAGGUGAAUGGGAAUCACGUUAUAGUAUGGCUGUGGUUGAAAGAGCAUGCAUUGGAAAACAAUCAUGCUCUAUUAAUGUGACAAGUUCCACUUUUGGAAUUAAAAAGGGUGGGAUUAAUGGUCAGCUAGCUGUGCAACUCCUUUGUGAUGGGUCUGAUCCCGAAAGUGGUCGUGUUCAAAUUAUUCACGUCUAG